Molecule: messenger RNA, 3261 nt
Organism: Cajanus cajan (pigeon pea)
Lineage: Eukaryota; Viridiplantae; Streptophyta; Magnoliopsida; Fabales; Fabaceae
Gene: SPC98
Product: spindle pole body component 98
Biological process (GO): spindle assembly; mitotic cell cycle; microtubule nucleation
Cellular component (GO): gamma-tubulin complex; microtubule organizing center; spindle pole
Molecular function (GO): microtubule minus-end binding; gamma-tubulin binding
Source: RefSeq, a predicted model, not a curated record
CAAAAAAUGAAGGGCCUCAGCGAGGCACAUCAUUUCCGCGCCCACACCAAAUCAAAAAAGCACUCCUCAGUCUCACUCCACUCCAUUGACAAUUAACAGAAGAAAAAAAAAAGAAAAAGAAAAAGAAAAAGUGGUAGUUGCGUUGCGAGUUGCGACGAUGGAGGAAGAAGAAGACCAACAGAAGCUUCCAGAUCUGGUGAAGGAACUCGUCCAACGCUUACUAUCGCAAAACCUCCCUCCAAACUCCCCUCCCCUAAACCCUAACUCCCCCGAAUUCAUCAACUCCCUCCGCUACGCCCACCGCAUCCUCUCCAGCCGCCUCACCCCCUCCGUCGCCCCCGACGCCGCCGCCAUCGCCGACUCCAUCAAGCGCCGCCUCGCCGCCCACGCCCGCUCCUCCGAGGCCCUCUCCUUCGCGGACCUCUUCUCCAAAUUCGCCCACAAGGCCCAAAGCGUCAACAACAAAUGGGCCGUCAUUUACCUCCUCAAAAUCAUCUCCGAAGACCGCCACCACAGCCACCACCAACCGCCCCCUCUCCUCCCCAACCUCGCCUUCUCCCAACCCGCCACACACCACCACAAACCCUGGACCAACGGCGCCCUCUUAAUCUCCAAGGAUCCCGACAACCGCCGCGACGUCGCGUUUCGCGACUUCGUCGCUUUCGUCAGAGAAGAGAACGAGGUCUCCGAGGAGGCUCUCGUCAGGGACGUGCUCUACGCGUGCCAAGGCGUCGACGGUAAGUUCGUCAAAUUCGAGAGCGAGAGUAAGCGUUACGCGGUACCCGAUUCUGUUAGGGUUCCGAGAGCCACUAGGAGUAUUGUUCACAGCCUCUGUGAAUUAGGGGUUUUGUUUAGGAAUGUUAGUGGUUACAUUUCGCAGAGCAUGGAUCGGUUUCCCGCUGAGGAUGUGGGAACUGUAGGGCAGGCUUUUUGCUCUGCUUUGCAGGAUGAGCUUAGUGAGUAUUAUAAGUUGUUGGCGGUUCUUGAAGCUCAGUCUUCCAACCCCAUUCCCUUGGUGUCUGAAUCCGCCACCUCCGGGAACUAUCUUUCCCUGCGGAGGUUGGCGGUUUGGCUUGCUGAGCCCAUGGUCAAGAUGAGGCUGAUGGCUGAUUUGGUUGAGAAGUGUAGGGUUUUGCGCGGCGGCGCCAUGGCGGGGGCGAUUCAUUUGCACGCGCAGCAUGGUGAUCCCUUGGUGCAUGAGUUCAUGAGGAGGUUGUUGCAGCGGGUGUGUUCUUCGCUGUUUGAGAUGGUGAGGAGGUGGGUUUUGGAAGGGGAGUUGGAGGAUAUCUUUGCUGAGUUUUUCAUUGUUGGGCAGCCGGUGAAGGCAGAGUCUCUUUGGAGAGAAGGGUAUAGACUCCAUGAUGCGAUGCUUCCUUUGUUCAUAUCGCCUUCUCUUGCACAGAGGAUCUUGAGGACUGGCAAGUCAAUUAAUUUUCUUCGCGUUUGUUGUGAGGAUCGUGGUUGGGCGGAUGCUGCUACUGAGGUUGUCGAUGAUAAGGGAGCAGCAUCGAGAAGAGGUGGUUUUGGAUAUGGUGAAACAGAUACGCUUGAGUUUUUGGUGGAUGAAGCUGCAAAAAGGAUCGACAAGCAUCUAUUGGAUGUGAUUUUCAAGAGGUACAAGUUUAAAGAACACUGUCUUGCGAUUAAGCGGUAUUUGUUGCUUGGACAAGGUGAUUUUGUGCAGUAUCUGAUGGAUAUUGUUGGGCCUGAGCUUUCUGAGCCGGCUAACACUAUCAGCUCUUUCAAACUCUCGGGAUUGCUGGAAACUGCAAUUCGGGCAUCUAAUGCUCAGUAUGAUGAUCCUGACAUUUUGGAUAGGCUCAGGGUUAAGAUGAUGCCACAUGAAAGCGGUGACAGGGGCUGGGAUGUAUUUUCACUAGAAUAUGAUGCAAGAGUUCCACUGGAUACUGUGUUCACAGAGUCUGUGAUGGCAAGGUAUUUAAGAAUUUUUAAUUUUCUGUGGAAGCUUAGAAGAGUGGAACAUGCACUUACUGGAACCUGGAAGACUAUGAAACCAAACUGCAUUACUUCUAAUUCCUUCACCAGAUUACAGCAUGCAGUAAAGAUGCAGUUGGUUUCAACAUUGAGGCGCUGUCAGGUUCUUUGGGUCGAAAUUAAUCACUUCAUUUCAAACUUGCAAUAUUAUAUAAUGUUUGAAGUUUUGGAGGUAUCAUGGUCAAAUUUUGUGAGUGAGAUGGAAGUAGCUGAGGAUCUUGAUGACCUACUUGCAGCCCAUGAGAAAUAUCUGCAUUCAAUUGUAGAGAAAUCUCUCCUUGGAGAGCUUUCCCAGUCUCUUUCCAAGUCACUAUUUGUAAUUUUUGAUCUUAUAUUACGUUUUCGGAGCCGUGCGGAUCGGUUGUAUGAAGGUAUUCAUGAGUUGCAAGCAAGAAUGACAGAGUCCUCCUCAUCCUCUCGAGACCAGAAUAAAUCAAGAACACGAAAGCAACUGACAGAUAAAUCUGCAGAACAAGGAUCCUGGAUUGCUGAUGGGAGGAAAGCCCUAACACAACGAGCUGGUGAAUUUCUAAGGAAUAUGGGACAAGAUCUGGAUGCAAUUGCCAAGGAGUACUCAUCAUUGCAAGAGGAAUUCAUUUCUCAGUUGCCUGUACAGCAGCAUGUUGAUCUAAAAUUUCUCUUUUUCCGCCUUGAUUUCAACGAAUUUUAUAGGCGGUUGUGUCCUAGCAUGUAGGCAAUUUGUGAAUAAGGCUGAAGCUCAGGCUGAGGCAUUGUUUCUUCAAAAAGACAAGGCAUUAAAAGCUUUGCAGCCAGCUAACUUCCAUUGCGUGUUUGAGUGAUUCUAUUGCUGCUAACUUCCUUUGGACCAACCAUUCCAUGGGUCAUUGAUUGACCAUAGGUAGUCACAUUUUGUGAUUUGCAAGAUUGUUUGUUGCAGAUGUGAAGCUAUUAAUAUUUGAUUGGAUGCACGAUGUGGGUAGUACAGACGUAAGUAUCUGAAUAUCUAAUGAUCUAGUAUUGUUUUCAGCAACUUUUGCAAGUUGUGCUUUCGGAGAUUGUUCAUAUGUAUCCUAGAGUUUGGUUGAAUGAAAAUGGGUGUCUUCUGAAAAUCUAGUUUCUGUGUUCUUGUGUAUUUCUUCUGGUUUACCAUCUCUUCUCACUCUGCAGAGUGCUUGAAUUUUUGCCUUGUGGCUGUUAAUAUAAAAGCCACAGGUGAAUCAAGUAUCAAGGUGCUUGCCAUGCAAUUCAAUAUACUUUAUACACAUCUAAGGUAAUAUGAAGGAGCUUCUUUUUUAUUUUCUAUUA